Messenger RNA from Caenorhabditis elegans, 373 nucleotides. RefSeq names its product Neuropeptide-Like Protein (gene nlp-79). The record is from RefSeq and is marked reviewed. The coding region runs from base 6 to 224 and encodes 72 amino acids. NCBI's taxonomy places the organism in Eukaryota, Metazoa, Nematoda, Chromadorea, Rhabditida, Rhabditidae. The transcript is spliced from 2 exons.
GUAAAAUGUCCACUCGGUGGUUUGUGUUCGUCGCCCUGAUGGCUCUCGUUUUACUUAGUGCACACACUACAGAAGCAAUGCCACGUCCGGGACAAAUGUCAUUGAGCAACACACGAAACUGUUUCUUCUCGCCAAUGGGAUGUGUCUUCGUACCAAAGAUGUCACGAAUCCGGAAACUUUCAGCUGACUUUCGCAACGAAAUCCCGCCACCCGACUACAUUUGAUCUAUUGCUGCUCCACCGCGCGCCACGUACAUCGCCACGUUUUCUAUCGAUUGGCGUGUUUUUCGCCGUAUGAUCUCUCAGUUCGUUCACACAUUUCACGAUCUCUUUCUUCUAGCAGUUCUUCUCAUUUUUUUUAAAGUUCGGCAUAA